Opisthorchis viverrini is the source of this 918-nucleotide messenger RNA. RefSeq lists its product as hypothetical. Lineage: Eukaryota; Metazoa; Platyhelminthes; Trematoda; Opisthorchiida; Opisthorchiidae. The transcript is spliced from 4 exons. The annotation marks the transcript as partial. The record is from RefSeq and is a predicted model, not a curated record.
AACAACCUCGACACUGUUGUUGAAGUCCCCGAUACGGAACAUUUUGUCACGCGGGAGUUUGAUGAUCCGGAAUAUCAAAAGGAAAAAUUGGAUACGAAAUUCUACGGUACUAUUUACACAAAGUCAAGCAAAUGCAUACAACAAACUUCAAUCGUUCGCGUACUUUGCAUCAGCAAAAGUGUAGCACGGUUUGAAAUUCCAGACAACGGCCAGCGGAACAUUGGCUUGAUGGUCCCGUCCUGGUCCAGUCACGUGAUUCUUAUUGGCGGUGCUACCACACGAAAAUCAAGACGACACAAGUCCGACCAGGCCCCAACAGGCCGGGUACGGAUGCACACCUAUAUGUCGGUCACUGACACGCACGAAUACCAGUGUGACGGUGAUACUGCUGAUGGGUGGCACGCGAGUAGAUACAUGUUCAACAUCCUUUUCUCAGCUUAUGGGAGAAACAACCUCGACACUGUUGUUGAAGUCCCGAAUACGGAACAUUUUGUCACGCGGGAGUUUGAUGAUCCGGAAUAUCAAAAGGAAAAAUUGGAUACGAAAUUCUACGGUACUUUUACACAAAAGUCAAGCAAAUGCAUACAACAAACUUCAAUCGUUCGCGUACUUUGCAUCAGCAAAAGUGUAGCACGGUUUGAAAUUCCAGACAACGGCCAGCGGAACAUUGGCUUGAUGGUCCCGUCCUGGUCCAGUCACGUGAUUCUUAUUGGCGGUGCUACCACACGAAAAUCAAGACGACACAAGUCCGACCAGGCCCCAACAGGCCGGGUACGGAUGCACACCUAUAUGUCGGUCACUGACACGCACGAAUACCAGUGUGACGGUGAUACUGCUGAUGGGUGGCACGCGAGUAACAGAUUACUUCGCACGUCGGAAAACAAACUCGUUCAGUCAACUAAGUUAUCUAACAAAAUG